Messenger RNA from Tympanuchus pallidicinctus (lesser prairie-chicken), 8565 nucleotides. It is a transcript of the gene PCSK5, whose product is annotated as proprotein convertase subtilisin/kexin type 5. NCBI's taxonomy places the organism in Eukaryota, Metazoa, Chordata, Aves, Galliformes, Phasianidae. The coding region runs from base 481 to 3228 and encodes 915 amino acids. Gene Ontology annotation, cellular component: trans-Golgi network; Golgi membrane. The record is from RefSeq and is a predicted model, not a curated record. The transcript has 21 exons. Gene Ontology annotation, biological process: peptide hormone processing. Gene Ontology annotation, molecular function: serine-type endopeptidase activity.
GAACUGAGGCGCUCAGCUGCCAACACUCACACACUGCCUGCCGCCGCCGCCGCGCUGUUCCCGGGCUCCGGGCAAGAGGGGAUAGGAAGGCAGAGGAGCAUAGGCGGGGGAAGUCAGAGCGGAGGGAAACGGGAGAAGGAACCUCCUCCCCGUGGCCAAAGGACUUCCAUGUAGCGGGAGACAGCGGGAGAAGGCUGGCGCUCCGGAACUGUGCGAGAAGCUCUCCGAGCAAGUUACUUAAUCCCUGAAGAGCAGCGGGAGGAGGGGACGGCACCGAGCUCUGUUGCCGAUCGUAGUCACUAUUCCCAGCCCCUCGUCACUCGACCGCGGGCAGUUCAAUGCACUAUUCCAGGCUCUUUCUAGUUUCCUCCUCGGGCUAACUUCGGAGGACGCGCCGCCGCUGUCGCCCGGAGGUAAGGCGGAGAGCCUCGGAAGAAGGAAGGAGAAGUUUUGCGGGGGCUGCGCGCGGAGGAGCAGAAGAUGGGCUGGAAACGCCGCUGCUUCUGGGGAGGCGGAGGCGGCGGGGACCUUCUCUGCCGGCUAACCCUGGUGUUGGGGUUCCUGCUGCCCGCCUGCAGGACGCGCCUCUACACCAACCACUGGGCUGUGCGGAUAGCUGGGGGGCUGCCGGAGGCCAACCGGAUAGCUAGCAAAUACGGAUACGUCAAUAUAGGACAGAUUGGAACACUGAAGGAUUACUACCACUUUUACCAUAGUAAAACAAUUAAAAGGUCAGUUCUCUCAAGUAGAGGUACCCACAGCUUCAUUUCAAUGGAACCAAAGGUGGAGUGGAUACAACAGCAGGUGGUUAAAAGAAGGAUAAAGAGGGAUUAUAAACCUGGAGGUACCCAAUCCACUUAUUUCAAUGAUCCCAAGUGGCCAAGCAUGUGGUACAUGCACUGCAGUGAUAACACUCACCAUUGCCAAUCAGAUAUGAAUAUCGUAGGUGCUUGGAAGAGAGGUUACACUGGAAAGAAUGUUGUGGUGACCAUCUUGGAUGACGGCAUUGAAAGAAACCAUCCAGACUUGAUGCAAAAUUAUGAUUCGCAGGCCAGUUUUGAUGUCAAUGGAAAUGAUUUUGACCCUAUGCCUCGAUACGAUGCCAGCAACGAGAACAAGCAUGGAACCCGUUGUGCUGGAGAAGUGGCAGCCACUGCAAACAACUCACACUGCACAGUGGGAAUCGCCUUUAAUGCCAAGAUUGGAGGUGUCAGGAUGCUGGAUGGAGAUGUCACAGACAUGGUAGAAGCAAAGUCUCUGAGCCUUAAUCCCCAGCACAUCCACAUCUACAGUGCUAGCUGGGGGCCUGAUGACGACGGCAAAACUGUAGACGGACCUGCUUCACUAGCACGUCAGGCCUUUGAGAAUGGAAUUCGAAUGGGACGAAGAGGAUUAGGGUCAGUUUUUGUUUGGGCAUCUGGAAAUGGUGGAAGGAGUCGAGACCACUGCUCCUGUGAUGGCUACACCAAUAGCAUCUACACUAUCUCCAUAAGCAGCACAGCUGAAAGCGGGAAGAAGCCAUGGUACCUGGAAGAAUGUGCCUCCACACUAGCCACAACAUACAGCAGUGGAGAAUCCUACGACAGGAAAAUAAUCACCACAGACCUGAGGCAGCGUUGCACAGACAGCCAUACUGGAACGUCAGCCUCUGCACCAAUGGCUGCAGGCAUCAUUGCACUGGCAUUGGAAGCAAAUCCAUUUCUGACAUGGAGAGACAUACAACACAUUAUUGUCAGGACUUCUCGUGCUGGACAUCUGAAUGCUAAUGACUGGAAAACCAAUGCAGCUGGUUAUAAGGUGAGCCACCUCUAUGGAUUUGGACUGAUGGAUGCUGAAGCAAUGGUGAUAGAGGCAGAAAAGUGGACAACAGUCCCUCCACAGCAUGUGUGUGUAGAGAACACGGAUCGGCAAAUCAAAACAAUAAGACCUGACAGUGUCGUCCGUUCAAUUUACAAAGCCACAGGCUGUUCUGAUAAUCCUAAUCACCACGUGAUCUACUUGGAGCACGUUGUUGUGCGCAUCACUAUUACUCACCCUCGACGUGGAGACCUGGCGAUUUACCUAACCUCCCCUUCUGGAACCAGAUCACAGCUCUUGGCCAACAGGCUAUUUGAUCAUUCCAUGGAAGGAUUCAAAAACUGGGAGUUUAUGACUACUCACUGCUGGAGUGAAAAAGCAGCAGGUGAUUGGAUCUUGGAAAUCUGUGACACGCCAUCUCAGCUGAGAAAUUUCAAGACUCCAGGCAAAUUGAAAGAGUGGUCCUUAGUACUAUAUGGAACAUCCAUCCAGCCAUAUUCACCAAGAAAUGAUUUUCCAAAAGUGGAAAGAGUACGCUCCAGUCCAGUUGAAGAUCCUACAGAAGAUUAUGGAACAGAAGAUUAUUCAGGUCCAUGCAAUGCAGAAUGCAGUAAAGUAGGGUGUGAUGGGCCAGGACCAGAUCAUUGUACUGACUGUCUUCACUACUACUACAAAUCCAAGAACAACACACGGAUCUGUGUUUCGACCUGCCCACCUGGUCACUACAAUGCAGACAAGAAACGCUGUAAAAAAUGCUCACCCAAUUGUGAAACCUGUGUUGGAGGCCAUAGUGACCAGUGCAUGACCUGUAAAUCUGGCUACUACCUGAAUGAAGUAACCAAUAGCUGUAUUACCACCUGCCCCGAUGGGUUUUACCUGGAUAAGAAUAAGAUUGUUUGCCGAAAAUGCAGUGAAAACUGUAAGACAUGCAUUGAAUUCCAAAUCUGCACAGAAUGCAAACAUGGGCUAAGUUUGCAUGGCACAAAAUGUGCUAUCCGCUGUGAAGAUGGAAAAUACCAUAAUGGCAGGGAAUGUGAACCAUGUCACCGUUCAUGUGCAACGUGUGCAGGUGGUGGAGUAGAUGCAUGUAUAAACUGCACACAGGGCUAUUUUAUGGAGGAUGGAAGGUGUGUGCAAUCCUGCAGUACUGGUUACUACCUUGAUCACUCUACUGAAAGUGGAUACAAAAGCUGCAAAAGAUGUGAUGCCAGCUGUUUGGAUUGCAGUGGUCAAGGAGACAGAAACUGUACCAUCUGCCCAAGUGGUUAUAACCUAGACUCUGGUGUCUGCGUAGUGGGAACAGUCUGCAAGGAUGCCACGGAAGAGUCCUGGGCCGAGGGAGGAUUCUGUAUGCUGGUGAAAAAGAACAAUCUCUGCCAGCGGAAAGUGCUCCAGCAACUGUGUUGCAGAACAUGUACGCACAAGGGGUGAACUCACACCUCCCAGAGUCCUCCUGCUCCUGUAGACUUAUAGAUUAACACGUAUUAUUGAAAAGGAAAAAAAAAAAAGCCACCUCUCUCUCUCUCCCCCCUGUUUGUCUGGGGAGAUGGUGAACUGUUUGUUGGAACUUAGAUGGAAAACCUACAACACGCCUACCUUUCAUAACUGGGUGUUUAGAGCUGAGCAUCCAGAAUCACAGAGUCAGUAUUGUGUGACCAAAGCAUUUGAUGCCAAAAUUAACGUUUAAUUCAUGAUUUGAUUUCCUGUCAACUUUAGGAUUAUUUCUGUUUUUUGAAGGUCUUUAUCUUUCCCUUUUUUUCCUGUUUGUUUCCCCCUCAGGAUAUUCAAAGAGUGUUUCAAGAAUACACACACGUUUACAUGGAUUAAAACUAAACAAUACAAAAAAGUUUGCAUUAGUCUUUUUUGUGAAUUGAUGGGGAACUUCAGGAAAUGAGUCCCUAAGGGAAUCAGAAACAUUGUCAUCUGCAGGACCAAGUUCUGUCCUUUUUGUACCAGUAUUUAAAAAAGAAAAAUGAUCAUUUCUGCACACAAUUCUUUCCUACUUCCUCUGCUGUGUGCUGUUUUUUUGUAUCACAUGCAGUGUGUAUAUAUGUUUUGCCCAAAGUGUUUUUUUUUUUGUCAUAUAGAUCUCAUUUUUAGACAGCUAGCUUAUUAACAGAUACGCUAGGAUUUUUAUUUUAUUUUUUUAAAUUGUAAAAGCUAUUUCAAAUAAACUGAAAAAAAUUAAAAAAAAAAAAACACAAAAACAUUGUUCCUGUUGUGAACAAGUUUAGAAGAUACUACUCUUGGUUUGCAUAAGCAAGAGUAAUGUAUACGUGGAAAUUGAAAAGUUGCUAACAUGUAAGGAGUAUUCAUAAAUUAUUGUUGUCUUGUAACGUUCACCAAAAAGGGGAUAUUAUCAUGCAAGUAUGUGGGGAUAUUUUAUAGUGCCCAUACAGAAAUGCCAGUGUGACUGUAUGUGACAGAAUGUGUUUACAGGACUGGAUUUAUAAUUGAGCUUGUAACACUGUGCCAAAUACAUCUCCAGGAGUAUUAACAUAUAGGGCAAUAAAUCAACUGUUUUCUUGAUAUAACAAUCUUGUCUUGAUGGGCCUGAAUCUGCUUUUAACUGCUCCUAAUACAAGUUUCAGCAGGAACAAUGCUGUUGAGGCCUAUGAAGUUACCUCACUGCAAAACCACCCUGGAGUGGUGAGAGAGGCAGGUCUCUGUCUUGUCUCUAUACCCAGGUACACAGUUGUUUGAUAUAUAUUCAUCAGUUUCACCUAGCAUGCUGUUUGGAAACCAUUAAUUUUAGCAGAAAACAGUAAACUGAACUACAAAGAAGUUUUGUGGGAAAAAUUCUUAAAACGUGCAAAGUCACUCUGUUAUUGCUCUAGGACACACAAGCAGAAAAUGUAUUGCAGGUGUUUAAGCAUGUAAAUGUUAGAAAACAAAGAGAACCUCCUUUUUAAAUACAAAAAUUAUCGUUGAAAUUUUGCAAAUGAAUUAAUAAUAUGACCUAUGCCCACUUUGCUAGAGAGCAGAUAGAUAUUACAACCCAUGUCUGGUUCUGUAGACGAGGCCUGUGAAGCUCCUCUGGUGCCCAUUACAGAUUUCUUGCUAAACAUGAAAAGUUAUGAGAAUUUAAUUUGUGCUAGUUUAACUACUAGUCUGUUUCUGCCUCAUUUCUCAAUAUAACAAUUUUAACUAGAACAUAAUGCUUUCAAAGUUUAAGUUAAUAUUAUAUAUAUAUUAUAUAAAUAUAUAUUCAUAAUUGAGAUUUAAUUAUGUAAUAGAUUGUAAAGAGUUUGUUUGGGUACUUACAAAUGCCUCUAACACUAUUAUAGAGAAAAACUUAAUAUCUUUGUUUUCUUUAAAAAAAAAAAAAACAAAAACAAAAAAAAAAAACCUGACACGUUGUUAAUCCAAAUUCAUUUUUAGUGAAAAAAUACUGUACAUGUGUAAAAUGUUCAGUUGUUAUUUGUAAAAUAGGGUAGUUAUGUUGUAAUUGAUACUGGCCAAAAUCAAUGUUAUUCCAUAUUUUAUUUUUUCUAUUAAAUUAACCUAACUUCUUGUUCCUUUGGUCUGGAAAAACAUGUUGAUAAUCUAUAUGUAAAAUAUCUCUGUUGAAGGGCACAGGUAGCUUUAUGAUAUAGAUUCUAUAUGCAAGUCAUUGAAACAAACUGGAAGGGUAGAGAUGUUUAACUUUGUGUGUGUGUGUGUAUGUGUGUGUGGAUUUAAGUGAUGGAAUUGACAAUGAAAUUGAUGUAAUCAGAAAUGGUUUCUGUGGAGGACACCUUUUGUGUACUAGCAGUACAGCUAUGUCUGCACCCUGUUGAGCAAUGGUGCUGGCUUUCUUCCACCCAGGAGAGCUUUUCUCUUGCAAGCUUAACGAAAAAGUUGCAUGCAUAAAUACAUUUUUACUUAGACAGUUGAAGAAGGGGUUGGUGGUUUUUCAGUCGUUCCUGGACAUUUGCACAGUGCAGUACUGUUCACGUGCUGGUGCUCAUAUUCAGUACACCUCAGGUCACAAUCCUGGACAGCCACUUAAAAACAGCAGGCUGUUUCUCAUUCCCAUUAAAUGGAGAAGACCACAUAUACACUCAGCUGUGGUGAUUGCAGGAUCAGAGCUUCCACUGGCAUUAGUUGAUGCUUUCAUUCAUUUCCCACUUAGUCCCCAGCCUGAACGGAGGCCAAAGUGGCAACUCAUUCACACAGCUUGUAUAUUCAGAUGAAGCUUAAAGCUUGUUCACUGAAGCUGUGUAAAGAAGUUCCUGGAAGAAAAAAAACGCUUUUCAGUCGUCGGCUUUCAGCCUCAAAUGUUUCAUUGUCACCAACUGUGUUUCAAAAUGAGGAGUUAGGUCAUCAGUCCCCAGUUUUCCUGUCAGUUCUUCAAGUAAGUGUAUAGGACAGCACAUGCUCAGCAAUAGUUUCAUUAAGCCACACCAUGGAAAAAGGUUAGCCUAAUCCUUACACCUAUACUCUACAAAGAACUGCUUCUUUCAGGUCCCACCCCACCAUCAUUUUUUAACUGGCUUGAGAAAUUCUGUCAAUUAUACUGAUUUCUAUGGUUUCAUCUAUGGUUUCCUUGGGUGAAGGAUAAUAAUUUCAUUACAGCUCUGGCUCUAGUUUGCCCUAGAGGGUGCAUCUGUAAAUGUUGGGCUGUAAAGUCUCAUGGAGAAGCAAGCUUACAAUGGAGUUUUUGAUUGAAAACCAAGACUUCCUGCUGUCUGCUGUCCAAUUCUCUGAAGAUUGUUGCUUGCUGAUGCCUUGACAGUGGUGGCCCGAUAAUAAGCAGAAUUAGCAGACAGCACUGUAUUUAGUCCUUCUAUUAGCAGAGGGAUUGCAAUUGAAGGAUGCUAGUUUGUUUCCCAGUGCAGAAUGGUUGUGAUCCCCCCUUUCUGAUAAAGUGUCAAAGCUGUUUGAAGUAUUCAGUAUUUUAUACCUUGUUGUCAGCAUGCAAAACAGAUACGGAGCACUUUAGAAAGACCAGAAGCUACUGAACUUGCAGAAAAUGAUUUCUUUUCUUCCUGUAUGGAAGGACUCUGGUUGAUGUCAGUCCAAAUCUGUUCAUCAGUUACUGCCUUGCUUGUAAGUAAAAAAAAAAAAAAAAAAAGAAAAUUUUACAGACACUCUCUUAGUUAAGGCAUAUCACUUCCAUGGUAAGCUAUCCUUCUUCAUAUCUGUUUAGGAGAAGCUUUACGCAGUCAUUGAGUUAAAUGCAAACUGAACAGCCAGCUAGACUACAUGCCUGCUAUAAGUCUUCAGAAUGUGACAGUGCGGACCAUAGAAAAUUUCCUACUUCAACUAACAUUAUUUGUAACCAGAAAGAAGGUUAGUGUGCCCAGACAAUGAUACCAUCUGCAGAAGCCUGUUGUGUGAAUGCACAGUUUUGUAAGUGGAGGAUGCAUUUCUGUAAUCAGGCCUUACUGCUUUUCUACCUACCUGCUGCUAUCCACCUCAACCAUAUCCCUAGGUGGCAUAUGGCUGAGAUCAGCAAACUAGAGACACACCAAAUUCUGUCAGUGGAAACCAGUGGAAGCCACACACUCCUGCCCAGUAGCUCUUGUUGCUCUUGGCUUACUCUCUGCCUACCUGCACACACUGGUACAUCCUGUCUUUUUCUGGGAAGCUUUGCAGCUACAUCCAUGCAGCAAACACAGUAUUGUACUAAAAUCUUCCCUAUGAGACCUGAAAAAUUAUCACUGUUCCUAUUUGGACUGGAAGUUUCCAAUGUCCUGAAAAAUUCUGAGCAACAUCUCGUAUUGAAUAUGUAGUACAAUAUCAAGGCUGCUGUUUGUUCCACCUUGAGACAUUUUAAGAGUUAUUACACUAUGAUCCUUUGAGUAAAUCUGUAUGAAGAGAUACUAUAGCUGUAAUGACUAAAUAGAUCUUGCAGCCAGUGAUGAACAAGUUAAUCCUUUUAGCAGCCACACCACAAACAACCUGACUAUUACCUGUAUCAGUGUCCACUUUAGGUAACUAUGUGCUACUUUUAAAGACUUCUUUUUAAUGGAUUGGAUGACUGUAACAAGACCUGUUAUAAAUUCAAGAUUCCUGUAAAGACAUUUAAGUGACAGCUUGUAUAACUCAGUGUUUUCAAUCUGUAGUGCAAUUCACAGAACAGUAAAUUGUCUUUGAUCCAUUGCCAUGCCUUAUAUUUAUAUUGCAUAUGCCAUUGUCAUGUCAUUGGUAAAGAACAAAUCAAGAAAAGUUCUGUUAUUAAAUGUUUGUGCAAAAUAUUUUAAGCGAGUAUUAAAAAAGUUUUCCAACAUACAAAUAAAUGUCCUAGUCAAAUUUGCAUCAGAAAGAAACACCCCAGCAAGAACUUGCAUGAAAUUUUUCAGAAUCUGCGGUUUCAAUAUUUAAAAACAGAAGGUUGAGAAAGAAUUUUGAUGAGCAAGUUGUUUAAGAGAGGGAAAGUUAUUCACUUGGCAGAGUUUUUUAUUGUCUUAAAUCGUUAUGGGAGAUUCCAGCUUUGAUUAAACUGAUUAUCUGAUCAUGCAUUACAAUCAGUCAUGAUAUUUCCAGGAAGCAACAAAUGCAGCCUGUCAGUGCCACACCAAAGGCUGCUUUUUGUUACAUCUUAUUUUCUGAGUCACUUGCAUAUUUGUUGCCAAAGAUGGGCAAGGCACAGCUUAGAAGAAUGCCCGUUAUAUAGUGCUUUAUUUAUCUCUGUUUCUCAGUGUCUAGGGAUGGAUUUGUUGAAGGUCCUCUGAGACAGCAAUAUGACUUUCCAAAGCACAAAUGCCAUCUGAUCACAAAGCACUGUAGACAUCUUUAUGCCCCAUCCCUGGAGGCAUUCAAGGCCAGGCUGGAUGUGGCUCU